This is a messenger RNA of Serendipita indica DSM 11827, 189 nucleotides long. Lineage: Eukaryota; Fungi; Basidiomycota; Agaricomycetes; Sebacinales; Serendipitaceae. The record is from the annotation of a GenBank genome assembly.
AUGGCCAGAGCAAGUGCCGAAUUCGAGUUGCUAGAGCGUCAACCGCUUCGCUCAAAUCGCCAGCAUGCACACGACGAAUUUGAAGCAUUUUCCAGAGCGGAGCUAUUCGCUAUGAUUACAAGCGUCUGCAUGGUCCUAGGACUCACUGGAAUCGUUGCUUGGCUCGUCUUUGAACACGUCGCAGGUUAG